Messenger RNA from Myxocyprinus asiaticus (Chinese sucker), 3947 nucleotides. RefSeq names its product BEN domain-containing protein 7-like. Gene Ontology annotation, molecular function: DNA binding. The transcript is spliced from 9 exons. Lineage: Eukaryota; Metazoa; Chordata; Actinopteri; Cypriniformes; Catostomidae. The record is from RefSeq and is a predicted model, not a curated record. The coding region runs from base 365 to 1657 and encodes 430 amino acids.
GAUGUAAAAAUAUACAAAACAUCAACGCAUUUGUCGAGCUGUCACAGACUUCAAAAACUGAUCGAAAAGAUGUUAUAACCUCAGUGAUUCAGCCUUUCCCCCAGACUGUCCAAUGUAAACUGGACCCUUAAUAUUUGCGCCCCUCAGAACUGAACGGCCAUCAGGUGGCGCAGGGGGAUAGACGUGACGAAUUGGGAAAGAAUUAAGAGGUUUAUUUAUUAACAUGAACACUUACACGUCAUCUUCAUCAUUAUUAGUCCGGAGAGACGGGCGGUGCGGGUCUUCAUGAGUUUGGCACUGAUUAAAGCGUCUGUCUGCUGAUAAAUGGGACUGGAUUCUGCCUGUUCACCGCUCGCCCCUUAAAAUGGAGUUUGUGGAGAGGAAACGGAGCAGGAAAUCUCAGAGCUAUAAACUAGUCAGCGAUGCAGAUUUCAGUCAUGUGUUGGAUGAUGCGGACCAGAAUGACAGCGAAGGUGACCUGGAUGCAUCUGAGAGUGAAGUCUGGUUAGGUGAUGACGGGAUGGAGAUAAAGAGGCAGAUAACAGGCAUGAUGCGCUUGCUGAGUGACAAGACGGGACGAGUGUACCAGAGGGUUGGACGAGAGGGGGAGACCCUCAAACAGGAGCCCCAGGAAGAGGCUCUCAGCCUGCCUGUAGCCCAGAGUCUGGCCCCUGAAAACAUCCAGUUUGGCUGGAGCUCAGGCCUGCCUCCGGCUCACGGACAGUAUGGCACCCGCUCCAAAACCCAAAGGAUGCUGAAUCACUCGAAAGCUAAUGACAUGGCCAUGUCCCCUGCACCUGCUGCCAUGGCAACUGAGUCCAGCUGCUGUAUGUGCAACUGCAAGAGCACCCUGCAGGCCAUUCUGCUGGAGUUACGUACCAUGAGAAAACUAAUCCAAACUCAAAGAGGAACGCAGGACAAACAGGGUUCCAACGUCCCAAGUUCAGCAUCCCGUUCCUCUAUCUCUAGGAGGAGUGCCCAAAAAAGAAGGCCAGGCCACAGAGUGACAGUCUUGACCACGCCCACUAAAAGCACCACACCUCGGUCGCCACCCUCUGAGGCUGAUGCUGUGAAGGAAUCCGAUCAGAGUGAAAGACAGUCCAGAGAGGACACGCCCUCCACAGUGGUGGCAUGUAUCCCAGAUCCCGUUCCCAGUGUAAAGACUUCUCCCUCUCACUAUAAAGUAACCAGAGGACAAAACAUCUCAGAGCCGGAGGUGCAGUUGGCCGAGGAUUAUGAUGUAUUUAUUCCUAAAGCACAGUUGAACUCGAUCUUACUGAACUACACACGCUCUGGCAGUCUGCUCUUCAGGAAACUUGUAUGCGCUUUCUUUGACGACGCCACACUGGCCAACUCACUGCCCAACGGCAAGAGGAAGAGGGGUCUGAAUGACACCAGGAAAGGACUAGAUCAGAAUAUAGUGGGUGCCAUUAAAGUGUUCACAGAAAAGUAUUGCACUGCCAAUGGAAUUGAGAAGCUUCCCGGCCCCAGAGAUUGGGUCCAGAUUCUGCAAGACCAGAUUAAACUUGCCCGCCGACGCUUAAAAAGAGCAGAGACAGCCUCAGAAAGUAAUGAGAUACUGCACAGAACAUGUACAGAAAAAACAGGUGCCGCUUAUGAGAGAACAGACUGUGUUGUUGCAAUGGACACUGCCUGAGCAGACACUGUUUUCAACUAAAUGCAACCUACGACCCCCAAAAGGGGUCAUUUUUACUUUUUGUUUUUUUUUGUUGUUGUUUGCCUAGACUUUAUCGGGAGACAUUGUUUUGGAAUUCUCAUGGUUAGCAACAGGCAGAAAGUUUUCCUCGAAGGACAAUUACAGCAUUUUAACGAUCAGGACGACGUAGAUGUUCUUUCACAGCUUACAGCUGAAACCCCUCUGGAUGUUCUGACAACUAUGGACACAUUUUUGUAACACAAGUGCUCUCAUUUUAUUAUUUUAAAGUGGCUUGUUCUGGAUGUCACCAGUAGUUUUCUGCAGUAUCUAAAUGGAAGUGUGAUUUCUAUGCUUCAUCCAAAUGCAUCACCAACAAAUAUCAGCAGAAUAGGUGUUUAAAGAUGACUGUGCCUUUAAUUCACUCUGCCAUGCCAAGUAACAAACUGAUGUCAUUUCACGAUUGUGCUGGUCAUUGACACUUUCUGGUGAAAUGUGUGGCACUUGCCAUGUUAACAGUACUCACUGAGUCAUAUUCUCUGCACAUGGUCUUACUAAUGUGUCAUUGGUUAUAUAAUCAGGCGGACUGGUUAUGUAGAUGUUACUGUUUGACUUCCUGUGUAAAAAGAUUUGAUGUACAAAUGAGUGAAUAUGACAUAUACAAACACUGUUCUGCAUCUCUGUGACAAAAUGUUUAUUACCUCACAUUCAAAAGCUUGAAUAACUAUAUAAAGGGUAAAGGAAUACUGCAGGUGCAACGGUGAUAGAUAGCUGUGCAAUGUGUAUAAACCUCACUGUCCUGACCUCAAGAGGUGCACUAGUGACUGACGCUAGAGGCUGUAGCCUUUAGCCUCCUUGUUAGCGCACCCGCCUCCCAUGCUGGAGAUGCCAGUUCGAGUCCCGUAUGGAGUGGGUAGAACAGGAGCGUCACAAUGGUGCCGUGACCCGGAUUGGAGUGAGGGUUUAGGGGGGUGAGUGUAACGGUGGCCAGCUGAUGGAUAGCUGUGCAAUGUGUAUAAACCUCACACUCUUGACCUCAAGAGGUGCACUAGCGACUGACAUUACAGGCUGAGCCUUUAGCCUCCUUGUUAGCAUGCCCACCUCCCAUGCUGGAGACGCCAGUUCGAGUCCCGUAUGGAAUGGGUAGAACAGGAGCGUCACAGUGGUGCCGUGACCCGGAUGGGAGUGAGAUUUAGGGGGGUGAGUGUAACGGUGGUCAGCUGAUAGAUAACUGUGCGUUAUGUAUAAACCUCACUCUCCUGACAUCAAGAGGUGCACUAACGACUGACGCUAGAGGCUGUAGCCUUUAGCCUCCUUGUUAGCAUGCCCACCUCUCAUGCCAGAGACGCCGGUUCGAGUCCCGUAUGGAGCAGGUAGAACAGGAGCGUCACAGUGGUGCCGUGACCCGGAUGGGAGUGAGAUUUAGGGGGGUGAGUGUAACGGUGGUCAGCUGAUAGAUAACUGUGCGUUAUGUAUAAACCUCACUCUCCUGACCUCAAGAGGUGCACUAGCGACUGACACUAGAGGCUGUAGCCUUUAGCCUCCUUGUUAGCAUGCCCACCUCUCAUGCCAGAGAUACCGGUUCGAGUCCCGUAUGGAGUGGGUAGAACAGGAGCGUCACACAGGUUAAAUUAAACUUAAGCUCAAUGGACAACAUCUGUGGCAUGCUGUCAAUUACUAUAGAAACUAAUUCUGAAUCAUAUAUCAGUUUGUAUAAACAAAUUUAAAAAGCACAUAGAAAAACAUUGCACACAACGUCUUUUCACAAAUUGAGCACUGCAAAAAAAUAUAUAUUCUGGGGGUUUUGGUCUCAUUUUCAAGAUGUAACUAUCUAAACAUCCUUAAAACAAGAAUGGCAUAGAUAUUAAGUCUUGUUUUUAGACAAAUCUAACUAAAUUUGGUGAGAAUUAUGAUUAAAACAAGAAGAAGCUUUUUGCCAAUGGGGUGAGAAAAAUAUACCUGUUUUCCCUUCUAAUCAAGUUUUUUAUUUUAAUAAGCAUAAACGUAACGUAUUUUGUACAAUUUCUCUGAAAACAAGAACAUUUUGACUGAUCAAGUAAAUGUAUCUUGCUUUACGUAUUUAGAUAUUUUCACUGGAAAACAAGACAGAAAUACUCAGUAAGAAAAUUACUUUUUACAGUGAGGUACGAGUCAAAAUUAUUUUGACAGCAUGCUUAACAGAUUUAGUUAUAUUUGACCCGGAAUAGUCCACAUAAAGCACAGACUGUGCCUCCUUUUUAAAAUGCCAGUUUUAAAACAGAUAAAACGAAAUGUUAAGUUUACCAGUGGAAAA